UCAAUAAGCGCGGAAAUAUAGCGUAUGGUGUGGUAGUAAUCUAAUUUUAAAACAUUUUUUAGUUGUGGAGAUAUCUAAUUUUUGGUGCUCUGUUUUUUCAUUAAUUAUGGAUUUUCAUACCUGGACACCGGAGUAUUUUGUCGCUAACAUGGCGCAAUGUGUGGAAUAUUUAUCCAAGCAAGAGGUUCGCGAUAAGAUUCCACUUUUGAAUUGUUCAGAACUUCAUGAUUUGCACGAUAACAGUUUGGUUCGAUUCCGUGGAAUGAUUCAAGACAUGCAGGAUCCCGAGUGCUACCUAGAGCAAUACGAAGUUCGGGCAAAGGAUAGCAAUGAGCUUUUACGCGUACAGAACGGCAAAUAUCGAGAUGUUCUAGUUAUGAACAAAGAUACCGAAACAGUAGAUUUUAAGGCCGCGAAUAAUCAAUUCGGUGAACGCAGGUCAAUGUUUGUCAUUUCGAUUCCUGCUUACAACAGUUGGGCAAAGAAUCAUGAAAGGCAAAUGAAUGAGAGAAAAAAUUUAAGUCAGCAAGUUCACUGCUCACCUCGCAAUAAACGAACACUAGAAUCUGACGAAGCUAUGGACACAGACGAUGUUCCUUCGAAGAAAACUUUGACUCCAGCCGAAUCAGUUCCAUGUAAUACGCAACAGAGCGGUUCUUCGAAAAAUUCGGUGCCGCCUAGUAAUAAGACAAUGCUUUCGGCCGAAUAUCUGCUUAAUUCCCCAAUCUCGGAUAGAUCGGGAAAAGCCUGUUUGGUAAAAUUGUACUCAAACAUUGAAGAUUCUACUCUGAAUACUCUGGUAGAUGUUGUAGGAUUUCUUUCAGUAGAUCCUGCUCUAGAUGGUAGUACUGAUCUAGUGCAAGAUUUUGAGGAUGACAUGUCAGAACAUCACGCGACACACCCACCACCGUCUCUGAUUCCCCGGAUUCACGCGGUUAGUGUACAAAAUCUCAAGCACUGCAAUCCCUUACUGCCAAAUAUUUUCGACGGCUCGUUGUCUGAUAGCAUCAUUUGGAAAGAUAUUCAUAAUUUACUGACACAGUGUCUGUUUGAGGAUAAAUUGGCAGCCGAUUAUUUACUGUGUCAUUUGAUAUCGACCGUUUACAUUCGUAACGAGUUGGAGUCUCUUGGUCAGUUUAGUUUGAACCUGGGAAACAUUCCGGCUGAGACGUUGCCUGAUUAUACGAACUGGAUCUACGAAAUACUUGAACUUUUACUACCGGCCAGUCACUAUUUUCCAAUGACGUUGGAGAACAUGAACACAAUACAGUUUGUGCCAAAAAAGGAUUACACUACGAACAAACUGACCAGCGGAUUGCUUCAGUUGGCUCCGCAUACACAUCUACUGUUAGAUGAAACUCGACUACAAACGGGCAAACUCGAAGCUAGUGGAGUAGAGGCAGUGCAAAGUAUUGCUCAUCUCAUAAAAACACAGAAACUCAAGUAUAAUUUCCAGUUCUAUCAACUGGAGUUCAAUUCUGAUGUCCCCGUGCUGAUACUGAGUGAGGGAAAGAGCAUGCUACCGGCGACCAACUGCUAUCUGCCGAUUAUAUCGGAUGCAGACGCAGUCAAACUCAUUGCCGAGACCAUCAAAGCUGGCAAACAUUUCAUUCAACCUAAGCUGAAUGAAAUGCGUAAAUUUCUCACUCAACAGAAAAUUCUAGAAUUUAACAUGAAAUCGUUCGAUCCGGAAAUUAUCCAGAACGAUUUUAUUCAGAUGCGCAAGGAAUCGGACGCUUCCGCGGAGGAUUUACAUUCGCUCUUGGUACUGGCUCGACUUAUUGGUUUAUCCCGAGGCAAGCGAAUGCUGGAUCAGGACUGCUGGGAAUAUGCCAAACAGCUAGAGUGUAAGCGAAAAGAUAGAAUUGACACAUUAACCAAGCGGAAAAAUGAACUGUAGUGUUUGUUUGUUGUA
Messenger RNA from Malaya genurostris, 1915 nucleotides. Its product is annotated as mini-chromosome maintenance complex-binding protein. NCBI's taxonomy places the organism in Eukaryota, Metazoa, Arthropoda, Insecta, Diptera, Culicidae. Gene Ontology annotation, biological process: DNA-templated DNA replication. The transcript has 3 exons. Gene Ontology annotation, molecular function: chromatin binding. The record is from RefSeq and is a predicted model, not a curated record. The coding region runs from base 107 to 1900 and encodes 597 amino acids.